Messenger RNA from Megalops cyprinoides (Indo-Pacific tarpon), 4158 nucleotides. RefSeq names its product family with sequence similarity 184 member A (gene fam184a). The coding region runs from base 680 to 4114 and encodes 1144 amino acids. NCBI's taxonomy places the organism in Eukaryota, Metazoa, Chordata, Actinopteri, Elopiformes, Megalopidae. The transcript has 18 exons. The record is from RefSeq and is a predicted model, not a curated record.
UAAUGUAAACUGUUGAAGUGAUCCAUGGUAACAGGCUUCGGCACUGCUGCAACUAGUCAACCUGACGUACACACAAGAGACGCUGGAUUCUACAGCCUGGCUCUCUCUUCUCAGAAAAUCGGGACAAAAAGUGGUUCACUCGCAAUCAGAAAGAUUCCUUUUUUUAAUCAUUGACUGAGAACAGCGAACUCUGUCAGGCAGAUAGCUGCGCUGUAUGACUGUUUGAAACAAUCCGCUGGUGGUCUACGGAUUACAUAGGAAGGAAUUUCAGGAAUUCGAAUGCCAAAACACAGACUUCAGAUGUGUUAUGCCAGCGGAGGUAGUCUAACUAGCUAUGAAUGUAGAGCACUGCUGCAUUAAAAACAGCACUAUGAUUGAAAUUUUAUGUUAUGAUAAUUUUACGGCAGGGUUCAAAGAAUAAGGGUGAUAGGUAGCUAGAGUUAACGAAACAAAAUUCCAUUCUCUUUCAUUCGGCUUAGCUAUAUCAACUCAUCAUAAAAUGGCACAUUUACACAGCUAGCUGGGGGAGCUAGCUUUUUGGUCUUGAUGCAAAAGCGCUACAACAGAGAGCAUCGUCUGCCUGCUUUUCCCCGCUGCGGUCUUUGAGCUGUCCUAACCAUUGUGUCGAUAAUACUGUAUAAUAUAAUCAUAUAGUAACAGCAUUUGAAGGAUCGUGAAGAUGGCGACUGGAGCGAGUUGGCAGCAGUACUAUAGUCCUGCCGGCAAUCCAUCCACCACCGGAGCAGGGAAAUAUAAUUCUGCUACAACAUCGACCAUGUCUUACCAAUCGGGCAUAACCCUGGAAUAUACCCAAGAUUUGCACCUGAAAAUGAGCAAGAAAAUAGCACAGCUUACCAAGGUGAUCUACGCCCUGAACACCAAGAACGACGAGCACGAGGCGGCCAUCCAGACGCUGAAGGAGGCCCACGAGGAGGAGGUGCAGCAGAUCCUUUCGGAGACGCGGGAGAAGAUCAUGCAGUACAAGAGCAAGAUCAGCGACGAGAUGGACCUGAAGCGCCGCAUCCAGUCGCUGGAGGAGUCCAUGGAGCUGCACGAGCGCAUGAAGCGGCAGGCGCUGGCCGAGUUCGAGACCUACCGGCAGCGCGUGGAGGACAUGCAGCUGUGCACCGAGGCGCAGCACACGCAGCGCGUGGUCACCAUGUCGCGCGAGGUGGAGGAGAUGCGCCGCAGCUUCGAGGAGAAGCUGCGCUCCUUCGGCCAGGUGCAGGCGCAGUUCGAGCAGGAGAAGCGGCAGGCCCUGGAGGAGCUGCGCGCCGCCCACCGGCAGGAGAUCCAGGAGCUGCUGCGCAGCCACCAGAGCCAGAACGCCAACUACAGCAAGGACCAGGAGAAGCUGAGCCAGCUGCACAAGGCCGAGGUGGAGUCGCUGACCGAGCGCGUGGAGGAGCUCAAGCAGGACAAGAAGCGGCUGGUGGACGAGUACGAGGCCAAGCUGAGCAAGGCCCAGGGCUUCUACGAGCGCGAGCUGGAGGCCAUGAAGCGCACCCAGCAGCUCACCGCCGAGAACCUGCUGGCAUGGAAGAAGACGGAGGCGGAGCUGAGGAAGGAGUUCCAGGGCCAGGAGGCGGCGCUGCAGAAGACCCUGGGGAAGCUCCGCGCGGAGCUGCAGAGGGUCCAGGAGGAGGCGAGAGAGAGCCGCGAGAAGUCCGUCCGGCUGCAGGCCUCGCUCAACACCGCAGAGAGCAACAUCAAGGAGCUGCACAAGCAGCUGGAUGAAGCCGCUCAGGACAUGGAGAUCGUGGAGAUCCGGCAGAAGGAGACGGAGUGUGAGCUGGAGGCCACCCGUGACCGGGUGCAGCAGCAGGCCACUGAGAUCCUCCUCAAAGCCAGCCACAUCGGCAGUCUGCAGGCCACCCAGAUGACCCACGAGGCAGCCAUCCGAGACCUGGAGUCGGAGAAGGCCCGGCUGAAGGACAAGGUGCUGCGUCUGGAGGAGGAGAGAGGCGCUCUGCAGAGCAAGAGCCAGGCCCUGGACGAGCGGCACCGGCAGCAGAUCCUCUCCCUGGAGAAGACCCUGCGAGAGGAGAAGCAGGUGUAUGAGAAGGAGAUGAUGAACAUGCGUGCCAAAUACGAGGAGGACGCGGCCCAUUUCAGGGAGGCCCAGACGCGCGCUCUGGAGGAGCUGUCCAAAAAGCACCGCGCCACGCUGGAGAGCACGCAGAACGCUGCCGAGAGGGAGAAGAAGCGACUGCUGGCUGAGAUGGAGCAGCGGUUUGAGAACGAGCGACUCUCAUUGGAGGAGCAGAAGAACCGCCUCCGCCAGCAGCUUGACAGCCUGAGGGAGGAGCUUACCGCCAAUCUGAACACAGCCAAUCAGGAGGUGAGUCGCCUGCAGGAGCUGGUGAAGCAGGGGGAGCAGGGCCUGGGCUCGGCGGAGGGCCACAUCUCUAGCCUGAAGGAGGCGCAGGAGAAGCUGCUGGUGGAGCUGGACGUCACCCGGGCCAGGCUGAGGGAGACCAGCAACCUGCUCACUGCCCUGCAGGGUGAGAUGGAGACCCAGAAGCAGCAGCACGAGGCCAAGCUGAUCACCACCAGGGAGGAGGAGAAGAUGAAGAUGGACAAGAUGGCGCUGGAGCUGGAGCUGAAGUGGACGGAGACCCUGAGGCAGGAGUGCAAGAAGCUGCGGGAGGAGCUGAAGGAGGAGCACGAGGAGGACAAGCGGGCCGCCCUGACGCAGCUGGCGCAGAGCAAGGAGCAGGAGCUGGGCGCGGCCCGGGAGGGCUGGCAGCGCAAGGUGGAGGACCUCCUGGAGCAGAUCUCGCUGCUGAAGCAGAGCCUGGAGAUGCAGCUGUCGCAGUCGCAGAGCUCCCUGCAGCAGCUGCAGGCACAGUUCAAGCAGGAGAGGGAGCACCUGAGCCAGCAGCUGCAGGAGCUGCAGCUGGAGCACCAGCACCGGGAGAGCAGCCUGCAGGAGGCGCACUGCUGCGCCAUGCAGGACCUGGAGGAGGCCCGCCAGCAGGACCUCAAGGAGCUUGAGGAGCGUCUGAGGCAGCAGCACCACAUGGAGCUCCAGUCUCUGAGAGAGGCCCACAGGCAGAGCAUCGAGACACUCAAGCAGCAGUCGGAGCAGGAGCUGCAGACCCUGCGCUUCGAGCUGGAGGACGAGGGCAAGGCCAUGCUGGCAUCCCUCCGCUCCGAGCUGAACCAUCUCCACGCCUCGGCCAUCGAGCACCUGCGCCAGACGCACCAGCAGGAGACCGCGGCCGCCAAACUGGAGCUGGAGCACGCCCUGGAGCAGAGCCGAGAACAGGAGAGGGAGCUGCUGGGGCGUAUCUCGGACCUGCAGGAGGAAGUGACCCGCAGGAAAAAUCACAUUGCCGAUCUGGACCACGAGAUCCACUCGCUGAACGAAAACAUCAGCAAACUCACCAAGGAGCUGGAGCUGAAGGGCAAGGAGGUGCUGAAGAUACGCAGUGAGGCCAAUCAGCAGAUCAGGGCCCAUGAGCAGGACCUGACAAAGAAGCACGAGAGGGAGAUGGCAGAGAUGAGUGCUGCCCACAGCCGAGAAACCCAGAACAUGCUGUCAGAUUUCAACAAGGCCCAGGAGCUGCUGAAGGACAAGAUCUCUGCACUGCAGAUCCUGCUGGAGGGGACGGAGGAGAAGUUCCGGAACCGGGAGAGCCGACCUGAGGACCUGCAGGUAAUCGCCGAGCUGAAGGACAUGGUGGCCGAGCGAGAGUCCCUCGUCAAGAAGCUGGUGGAUGAUAAGAAGUUUUACCAGCUGGAGCUGGUGAAUAGAGAGACUAAUUUCAACAAAGUGUUCAAUGCGAGUCCCAAUGUUGGUGUAAUUAACCCUCUCAUCAAGCAAAAGAGAAAGAAUGACAAAUCAGCAAACAGAUUCAGCAGUUCUCCAAAUCUAAGGGCUCUGGAGUCCAUGGGGACUGGGAGCGGGCCCCCCCAGCCUAACCGCCUAGAGCCCAUCCCAAACUCCCCCAUUCACCACCAUGAGCUCAACACUAGCAAACCUCUGCCCCCACCGACCCCUCCGACAGAGCCCAAGAAAUUCAUGAGCCCUCCUGAGACAGAAGAAUCACCCGCCUCCUCCCCAGACCCGCAGAGACAGGAGUGGUUCGCCCAAUACUUCACCUUCUGACUUUCGCAACUGAAGAGCAUGUCAACCAAAAAAAAAAAAAAAAC